AUGUAUUCAGGAGUGGAUGGACGCGAAAUGGAGGUGCAAAUCUUCUUUGGUAUUGUCUACUAUCAAAGACUUCGGCAUAUGAUCGCGGAUAAGUUCCAAGUGAGGUCAACUGGCGCAGUCGAUCCGGUGACGAAUCAGCCGGUGCAGGGACGUAAACGAGGCGGUGGUAUUCGUUUCGGUGAGAUGGAACGUGAUGCGUUGAUUGCGCACGGGGCU
Messenger RNA from Anisakis simplex (herring worm), 216 nucleotides. The record is from the annotation of a GenBank genome assembly. NCBI's taxonomy places the organism in Eukaryota, Metazoa, Nematoda, Chromadorea, Rhabditida, Anisakidae.